CUGCAAUGGGGUAUUGGUUUUUUUGACCGAAAAUCUUAAAGUGUAUAAAAGUGAUUUCAUUCGAAUAUUCUUCUAUAAAUAUACCAAAAAUUAUUUCAAACUAUUUCGAAUAAUCCAUGACCGCGUGCGGACCUGCCGCGAGAAAAUUGCUCAUCCUCCUACCAAAACAAUCGGCUCGGUAUCCUUAAAUGACUCGUAGCGAAAUAUAGCCGGAGAAAACGCCCUCGUAGAGAACAGAUUGGGCAGCUCGCGACGAACGAUUCAGCACCGAAGCUGGAAUGGCUAUAUUUGAGUGGCGUAAGUUUAACUUUUUCGACCUCCGCAAGGGAGUCGAUAAGGAGAAGGUAGCGGAGGCGUUGCAAGAGGCCAAGAUAACGGCCACCGCGAACGGGAACACGUUGAUCGUAGUGUGUGAUUCGGCCGGAUUCAUUCACACCUUCAGCCGUACGUGGGAAGUGAUCAGCUUCAAGGGCCACGAUGGUUCGAUUCUGCUGUGCGACAUCUCCAAGCAGAACAAUCUGCUCGUUACGGUGAGCCAGGAGGGGAAUGGUUCCUCGUUUAAAGUCUGGAAUCUUUCGAAACUAUCCGCCGUAACGGGGGCGCAAUGUUUGCGCACCGUCCGAACCGCGGAAUCCGCUCCGACGGCGCUGGCCGUCUCCGAGGGUGGCCAAUUUAUGGCGAUCGGGUUUGCCGACGGCAACAUAUCACUGUACCGCGGGGACAUCAGCCGUGAUCGUUCGAAAACCCUCAAACAACUAACGGCCGGCUCUAGUGCUAUCGUUGGGAUCGCGUUCAAGCACUGCCACAAGCAUACCCAGAUGUUUGUCUGUUCGAACUCCGGCAUCUAUCUGUACAAUCUGCACAGCCGAGACAAGGAAGUGCGGGUGGUGCUGGGAAGCAUGAAGAAACCCGUAGGUUGCUGUGCAUUGCAGACGGGCCAUAAUGAGGGAUACUUUAUGGUCGGACUGGAAGAUGCUGUGUACUGCUACACCUCCGAUGGACGGGGGCCGUGCUAUGCCUUGGAGGGUCAGAAAACGUUGCUGCACUGGUAUCGGUCCCAUCUGCUCGUAGUGAUGCGGAACCCCCGUACGCCGGAAGGCUACACUUUGACCGUGAUUGAUAUACAGAACAAAUUCAUCGUCUUUACGAGCCCAAUCGAGGAGAUUAAAGCCGUGCUGACCGAGUUCGGUACGUGCUACAUACUGACGGAGAACAAACAGGUGUUUCAUUUGGACGAAAAAGAUCUACAGAGUAAGCUAAAUAUGCUGUUCAAGAAGAACCUGUACGAUAUUGCGGUGCGCAUUGCAAAGUGCAAUCAGUACGACGCGGAAGGAUUGGCCGGGAUCUUCAAGCAAUACGGUGAUCACUUGUACAACAAGGGCGACUACGGUCGAGCGGUGGAGCAAUACGCUAAAACGAUUGGCUAUCUGGAACCAUCGUACGUGAUACAGCGCUUUCUGGAUGCCCGGCAUAUACACUUUUUAACCGACUAUCUGCAGACGAUGCACGAACAGGGCGAGGCAACGGCUGACCAUACGACGCUUCUGCUGAACUGCUUCACACGUCUCGAUCGUACGGCCCAGUUGAAGGAAUUUCUGAAAAACGAUCGAAAGUGCAAUCUGUUCGAUGUCGAUGUGGCGAUCAAAGUGUGUCGCGAUGCGUCGUACGUCGAGGAGGCGUUGCAGCUGGCCAAGACUAAUCGCAAGCACGACGCCUGCUUGAGCAUUUUGACGGAAGAUACGCAGCAGUUUGAAGAAGCCCUCCGGUAUCUCGAAACGCUGGCUCACCGUGAUUCGAAGCGUAUUCUGAAGAAGUACGGCCCAUUGCUGAUGGCCAACUGUCCCACACGAACGAUUGCGCUACUGAAAAAGUUGUGCACCGAAACGGUCGAUCAGUCGACGGAAGAGGACGCUAUCGAUAACGAGGAUUCGAGUGUUGAGGCGGCAAUGCUAAAUGUUGGUGAACUGUUAGCCAACCUAAACUUGCAGCAAAGUGAGCAAGCGGGGCAUAACGAUCGCUGCAAUCCGGAGGACUUCAUCCAUCUGUUCACCGACACAGAGCAGUUGAUUGACUUCCUCGAGCAUUUGGUGCGCUUCGUACCCUCUAGCAACCAGUCUGUGUACAACACGCUGAUCGAGCAUUACCUGUACUGCUGGCGUACGAUACCGGGUGUCGAAGAGAAGCUACUCGAUCUGCUGAAGUACAACACGGAGCGAUACGAUCGGAUGCACGCGUUGGCUCAGUGCAGGAUACAAGAAUUCUGGCCCGGUGUAAUGUAUCUGUUCGAGGAAGAUAAGCUUUACCAUUUGAUAUUGCGUCACUAUCUGCAGCAUCGGCAGUACGAUAACCUGCUUGCUUGCUGUCGUCGCCUCGGUCAAACCGAUAGCUCGCUGUGGCUGCAGGCGUUGAAUGGAUUGAAGAAUGAUAGCGAAGCACCACCGCAUGUCUUCACCCAGGUGCUACAGGUUAUAUCUCAGAAGCGCUUACAAGCACCACUACAGGUGUUGGACUGUUUGGCGUUCGAGAAUGGGCCAACGUUUGCCUCGGUGAAGGAGUAUUUUGCGCAGAUCUUUCAGAAGGAACAGGACACGAUACGUAGUGAGGAGGAGCUGGCCCGUACGUACAGUGAAAAAUCGAUUGCCAUCAAACUGCACAUCAAGCACCUGCAGGAAGGCAACGUAGAGUUUCAGAACACAACAUGCGAUGCCUGCAAGCAAACGUUGCUCAUGCCGGCUCUGUUUUUCCUGUGCAAACAUUCCUAUCAUCAAGACUGCAUUCGGGGAUACUCGGAAACCGAGCGGGAUUGCCCGGUGUGCAACAAAAAUAACAUGCAGCAGAUCGAGGCACUGCGAGCGCAGAGCGAAGCUCGUGAUCAGCAUGAACAGUUCCACAACAUGCUCGAACGUUCCUCGGAUCCGUUCGCCGUGGUAGCCGAUUAUUUCGGUCGUGGCCUUUUCAAUAAACUCGUCCUUUAUGAGGAGGAAAGUGCUGGAGCUGAUCAAAGUGCAGCGCAGCAGGCAAAACCUGUGUCCACGCAGCAGCAGCAGAUAACGGCCGGUCCGACAGCGAACAUAUCGAAAACGGCUGUUCCGCAAACCUCUGCAGGUCCAAUUACCGGUGACGUUAGAGGAGGCGUGAUCGCAGCGAACUAUGGCGCCGGUGCGGAAGCUAGAUUACGACAGGAGGAGAACCGAUCGACGCGGUUGGAUGCCCAGGAAACUCAGUUGCGGCUUCGGCUAGAGGAACAGGAGCGACUGCGACAGCAACGUCAGCAGCAAACGGUGACCAUGGCUCAGCAACAAAUGAAGCUACGCGAUGAGCGCAAUUCUAAGGUUGCAUCGCCAUACGGUAGUCCCAAACCAAGGUCGUCCUUUCCGGUGCCUUCGUCAACCAGCAAAUCGUUUAAUACACCUGCCACUGGGAAAAGUGGUGCCGCUGUGGCCGUACUGAAAAAUCCCUUUGAAGAGGAUGAUCAGCAGCAAUCGUCACAGUACGACAGUACCAAAGACCCAUUCAAUGAGGAUCCGGUCCUACCUGCGAGGCAGGUCAAACGUCCCGUCGUCAAUGCGGCGCCGGCUCCGGUCGGCACUAAUCCGUUCGACGACGAAGAAGAGGUCGAUUAUGAUAGCAAAUUGGAUCCAUUCGCCGAGUAAGCUAGUCGAAAAUCUGCGUGGAAGCUGAGCUGAGUAUGAUCAAAGCAGUGCGAUAUGAUUGGCCGACAUAAUGUGGCACCGGUUUUCGUGGCCCCAGUCUUUGGCUGCCCACAUUUGCUGCUACCCGGUAUUUAUUCCACUUAGUUAUGGUAUUGAUUGAUAAUAAAAGAAAAAUCGUAUCAAAAAUC
Anopheles darlingi is the source of this 3841-nucleotide messenger RNA. RefSeq names its product vacuolar protein sorting-associated protein 11 homolog (gene Vps11). The transcript is spliced from 5 exons. The record is from RefSeq and is a predicted model, not a curated record. Gene Ontology annotation, molecular function: metal ion binding; protein binding; protein-macromolecule adaptor activity. Gene Ontology annotation, cellular component: endosome; HOPS complex. NCBI's taxonomy places the organism in Eukaryota, Metazoa, Arthropoda, Insecta, Diptera, Culicidae. Bases 279 to 3653 code for a protein of 1124 amino acids. Gene Ontology annotation, biological process: intracellular protein transport; endosome organization; vacuole organization.